AAACGACGACAACACCGGAAUGAGGAAAUUGACGAAGGGGCAAAGCCAUGUGCAAAACAAAGUUGCUCAUCGUUGAUAACCACGCGGCCCGCAGCACCAGAGGGUCACUCCUCCCGACUCUCCCAGCUGCGUUCCGCUUCUCCGUCCUUUGCGUCCCAACCAGACAGACGGCGUUCGCCUCACUGCACCAGCCCCUCUGCCUGUCCUCCCACCACCACCACCACCCCCCCCCUCCCCCGCUCCAACUCAGCCCCCUCUCUCCUGCACCCAAGGGCUAUGUCUCUCCUCCUCAUCACACUGCUGUCCUCACUCAUGCUGCGCGAUGCCGCGGCUUGGGGCGCCAACGUCAAGUACGCGGUGAACUGCCCCGACCGAUGCAGCGCGGAGCGGUGCGGCGCGACGCAGCGGUGCGCGCGGACGGUGCUGGACGACUGCGGCUGUUGCCAGGUCUGCGCGGCCGGCCGAGGGGAGCACUGUUACCGCACGGUGUCCGGGAUGCACGGCGUGAAGUGCGGACCGGGGCUGUUCUGCGAGUUCUACAAGGACGAGGACGACUACGGGGACGAAUAUGGGAUUUGCAAAGACUGUCUGUAUGGAACCUACGGGAUGGAGUGCCGCAAGACAUGCAACUGCAAGGGCGGCAUAUGUGACCGGGAGACGGGAGCUUGUCUCAACCUCAAAUUCUUCGCCAAAAUCGCCGGCCAACUCAAGACUGAGCCGCAAGAAGGGGGAGAGGUGGGCUCAGGAGAGGUCAGUGCUGCCCAGGACACGGAUCCCCACACGGACAGACCCACCGCUCCCAGGCGGCUCAACCCUCGCUGACAAGUGCUGACAGGGCUGAAUCUAUUCAGUGUACAUGUAGCAUUAACUUAUAAAUGAACUGAAAGAUAUAUUUUAUUAUGUUAAGCGAUGAGAAACUUUUUUAUAGCAUUUGGAGGUUUUGUUUGUUUGGUCCUCGUUUGAAGCCAGUAUCUUUUUCUAAUGAAAUACACCAGACGGUUGUACGUUGUCAUUCUCUUCCGAUUCUCUUUUUCUCUUUUCUUCCUUUGUUCCCACGAGCUGCAGUUGUAUACGUCGUUUAGCGUGCAUAUUGUUGAGAAAAAGAAAAGUUAAUAAUGUGCGUUUUAUUUGAGGUUUUCCAUAUUGACGUCAUAUUUGUACUGGAUCUAUGAAAAGUGGAUGUUGGAAUUAUCAUGUAUGUGACACCAGCCAAUGUAAAGAAAGCCCAAUUAAACCAAAGUUAUCACACC
This is a messenger RNA of Pungitius pungitius (ninespine stickleback), 1250 nucleotides long. RefSeq names its product endothelial cell-specific molecule 1 (gene esm1). Lineage: Eukaryota; Metazoa; Chordata; Actinopteri; Perciformes; Gasterosteidae. The transcript is spliced from 3 exons. The record is from RefSeq and is a predicted model, not a curated record. The coding region runs from base 277 to 822 and encodes 181 amino acids. Gene Ontology annotation, cellular component: extracellular region.